UGCUGGCUACUUGGGAAGCGUAACAACCUUCAGUGGUUGGAAUCAUAAAUUUUGCGUAAAAUGCUUGAACUCGGUGUUUCUGGACAUUGGCUCUUCUCUGUGCUAGGCUUUUUAAUAGGCUUGUUUCUUGUUGCCUUUUCCAUCAUCUUUGGAGUAGAGACAGCCAAAGGUUUCAAGUGCCUUCUCGGCAAGCUAAAAAUGAGUUCAGGAAGUCAAAAUCAUAGUUCUAAGUUCAACUGGAAGGUGGCGAAACGCACAGAUCAGUUGGCAGUUAUGGUGGUCUUCUUGAUAAUGUUAGGCUUGUUAUGGGGUGUUAGUGCUGCACUAGCAGCCAGGGAGUUCAAGCAUGGUGGUAGUGCAGCUCAGUUGUGGGUUGCUUGCAUGGUUGGACCGCUAGGUGUGUGGAUUAGAUGGUUAUUAGCGCGACUCAAUGGUCGUGGAAUAGGAAGGGAACGGCUGUUCAAAUGGAUUCCAUUUGGGACACUAAUCGCCAAUGUUUCUGCUGCUUGUGCCAUGGCUGCACUCGCUACUCUGAAGAAAUCAGUGAACACCAAAAACUGUGACACUGUCGUAACAGGCAUACAGUUUGGUGUACUGGGUUGUCUGAGUACUGUCUCUACUUUCGCUGCCGAGUUUAAUGCCAUGAGAGAAAGUAUGCAUCCUUGGAGAGCAUAUUUAUAUGCUAUGAUUACCAUUUGUGUUUCGUUCUUUUUUGGGAUCUUGCUAUACGGCAUCUAUGUUUGGAAAAUGUGAGUGGUCUUGGCAAUUAUUUUUGUGCCUAUAGCUACAUUUAAAAGGCCAUAAAUCUGAUAUGAGAUGGUUGUUGGGCCAACGGAUUGGGAAUUAAGAUAUGUAGACAUAGAUGCAGGUUUUGCUCAAGCAUCUUUCCCUUCAGCUUCAGGUAUGAGAGGUAGCUGGGGAUGAUUGGUUCUACGGAAGGGUUAGUAAAGGUUGGGACCGAAGGACAAAGGUUGCAAAAUUUCGAAAGAACCGCUUCUAGUGCAAAGUUUAGUUGACGUUGCUCCUCGAUCUUAUUCCUGGGGUUGAAGUGCAAGUCUUGCUUAAAUUCAAAUAUCAAGAUCAAGCAUUUUUUUUUU
Messenger RNA from Neltuma alba, 1097 nucleotides. RefSeq lists its product as uncharacterized. Gene Ontology annotation, cellular component: plasma membrane. The transcript is spliced from 3 exons. Gene Ontology annotation, biological process: fluoride transmembrane transport. Gene Ontology annotation, molecular function: fluoride transmembrane transporter activity. The coding region runs from base 61 to 753 and encodes 230 amino acids. NCBI's taxonomy places the organism in Eukaryota, Viridiplantae, Streptophyta, Magnoliopsida, Fabales, Fabaceae. The record is from RefSeq and is a predicted model, not a curated record.